AGUAUAUUCUCAUAUCAAUAUCUCAAAGCUCUAAUCGGUGCUUUUGCCUUUGAGGUUUGUAAUUUAUGUCUUUGCUCUGAUAAAAUCGAAUUUGUUACUGAAACUAUGAUCACCAAUGUUACAAGGAUGAAAAGCUUCUUCAUCCUUGGAUUUCCUGGACUUUCACCACAGUAUUAUGGAACCAUAUCAACUUUUCUUUUUUUUGUUUACCUAGCCAUUGCAGUGGGGAACAUUUUCAUUUUAUCAUUUGUUGCCUAUGAAAAGUCCCUGCAAAAGCCAACAUAUCUGGUCUUUUGUCACCUGGCCCUGAACGAUUUAACAUUUGGCACUGUGACACUGCCAAAAAUUAUGUCAAAAUAUUGGUUUGACAAUAGUUUUAUUUCAUUUUAUGGCUGUUUUGCGCAAAUGUUCUUUGUUCAUUAUUUGGGAUCAGUAACAUCUUUCAUCUUGCUGGUAAUGGCUCUUGAUAGAUUUGUUGCAAUAUGUAUUCCUCUUCGUUACCCUGUUCUAAUUACAAACAAUGUCAUAUCUGUGUUGUGUGGGUUUGCUUGGUUCAUACCUCUGCCUUUGAUGAUAGCUGUGGUACUCCAUGCCCUAACUUUGCCUUUCUGUAAAUCAAACAUCAUUGUUCAGUGCUACUGUGACCACAUAUCCAUAAUAAGCCAGGCAUGUGGAGACGAUGUUAGAAUUGUUGUAGUCACUUCACUCUGUUUAGCCAUGUUUUGUCUUUUGCUUCCUCUUGCAUUCAUUUUGUUUUCCUACAUUUCUAUUAUUGUGGUUAUUAUGAAAAUGUCCAGUUCUGCAGGGCGCAAAAGAACCUUAUCCACUUGUACUUCACAAAUAUUCAUCACAUGUCUUUUUUAUCUACCCAGAUGUUUUGUUUAUGUGGCUAAUGCUGUUGGAUUUUCUUUCAGUUUAGAUGUCCGCAUUGGGUUGAUAUUGCUGUACAGUCUUUUUCCUGCUGCUGUUAAUCCAGUCAUAUACUGUUUUAAGACUCAUGACAUUAAACACAUGCUGAUGAAGAAGCUGAAGAAAACUAAAAUUGGAUUACAGAUAAAGCUUUCCCUUUAAUAUGUUACUCUGAGAAGUGAGUCAAUACGCCAAAAGCAGGAUAUAUCUUUCUUGGACACUUUUAUGAAAGUAAAGACUACCUGAUUUUCACAAUGUUAUUUUAUUUGCAUAUAUUUUGUACAUAAUUAUAGGAAACUAUACUGAAAAAUGUCACUUCUCUUGUAAGGGUUAAUGUUCAAAAUCUGUAAAAGUAUGAAAGUAUGCCAUUUACCCACAUUAUUAAACAUCAAUGAAAUUAAUCAAAUGAAUCAAAUGUUGCUGUUACUGUAUAUACUGUAUCAGGGUGGCUUUUGUUGAUGCUGUUUUUGUGAACCUGUGACUACAAUUACACAUUUGCAUCUAGCCACCACACAUUUUUUCAACUUGUGUUUGUUUUGUUUUUCAAGUCAAGCUUUCAUUACUAUUCUGUCAUCUAAUAUUUAAAAUAUGUUUAACGUGUAAUUUAAUUACAUUUUAAUUUUAAUUACAUUUUAAUAAUUUGUAUUUCACCAAGGAGCCUUUUACUGGGUUAGUGUAUAGAAAUAUGGCAUAUAGUUGAUGUUCAGUGGUAUAUCUUUCAGGGUACAGAGAUGACAUUUCCGGGCACGUGAUUUAAAUUGUUUAUUGCUUCUACUGAAUCCAGAAAAUAAUCUCAGAGCACAAAGGAUUUCUAUGUGAAUCGAAUAGACUGUUUAAUAUUUAAUUCUUUUGUUUUGCAUUUUAAAUUGAAAAACCCACAAUAACUAGAAUUUUGCUGUUAGUUUUGCUUAAUAUAAGGUGUAUGUUUUAUUUUUUCUGUUUUGGGGAUUCUUCACUUUGUUUAUAGUUUUUUUUUAUUUUUUAAAGAAAAAUUUGUAUUGGAAUGUAAUUAUACAAGAAAUGAAUUGUAGUGUCUGUUAAAUAAUUUGAAAGUAAUAUGCAACUUUAAAUAAAUUGGAAGACAAGAUGCAUCAUUUCUUUUGUUUACUGUGAGAUUUUUAUAUUUUAUAUUUCAAAUAAUGAUGCAGCUUAAUCGUCAGUUAUUAUAAAUUUAGGUAAUGUAUGUAUGCAUCAGUAUGGUUUCAAAAUUUCUGUGGCGAGAGUGAGACACUGUGAGACCACAGGUCAUGUUUUUGAGCCAUCUUAUUGAAUGCCGCGGCAGCUCACAGACUCCCAGCCGCGCAUACACCACGCCAUAUCUCACAACUCUCUCCCCAAACCCUGAUUACCCCAUGUUUAACACGGCGAAUGCGAUUGCGGAUGCCAUGCAGGUGCAUCCGCGCGGCACAGCAGACCACGCCUCACCACAAUUUCAUUUCAAAUACAUUUAAAAUUCCACUUUUGAGAUGAAGUGAGGAUUUUGAACAGAGAUCAACACAGUGUUCUUAAAAAAAAAGAAUUCUGACUUUAAUCUCUUUCGGCAGCCUCCCUGGACUGCCUCUCCCCUAGCCCCCUAAUUCCCUUAGCAAGCUCGUUAGCAAGCUGCCAUGCUCGAGUGGCUCUUAGGCUGUGCUCCCCUGGCGUAUUCCCUGCAUUUCGACGGCUUACGCACCAGUCGGACCUUGCUGCGGCAAGUUUGAGUUCUCCAGCCUAUUUUAGCCGGGUUUCUCUCUGGCAUAUUUCCCGCGGUGCACAGGUUUACGCGACCAGCAGGGCCCCUCUCGUUACUCGGCGGCUACAGUGCUUAAUGUUUUAGCACUCCACACGACAUUAAAGCUCAUAAGCAAACACACGAAAGCAGCGAAGCCAUACCAUACACACUGUGGGAAUAAACAGUGAAGGGGAGAUUUAGGUGGUGGCUCGUGCCGGCUUGCCCCCCCCCCUUGCUUUGGCCAGAAGUAUGGCAGCCCAUACUUCCUUAGCCCAAAGUGGGGAGAAUGACUGCCACUGGAGUGGAGGCAGAGCAUACAGAACCAUGGGCAGGUUUCCCUCCCCUGGCUACCGAUUUGCCAGGCCCGUCCCACAGUGUUCCCUCCCAUGGCCCCACCUCUGAGCCUGGGCCCAUGGAGGAUAGCUAUCAGGUGGAGGACAGUGAAGUGUCUGCCCUCUCCUCUGGCAACUCUCACCUGUCCUCUGGACGGCCCCCAGCUGCCUCCCCACGCAUGGUGUCUGGCCUGGUAGGACUCUAUCAAAUCAUAGAUAAAGCAUCCCGGGUACUGGAAUGAGCCUCCCCUGAGGUUUCCGUCUCAGUGACCUCAAGGUUUCGCAACCACAGCGCCUCAUAUCGAAGGUGCCACUGCUGCCAGACUGGGGAGGCCCAGAGCUUCUGGGCCUCAACCUGCCCCCUGGACUCCAACUUGGGGCCCUGGAGAUCUCAGGCCCCAGCUUGAGGCCUUUCACAAGCGGCCAUACAUAGGGGAGGCAGGGAAUACGUGGAGCCAAGACUCAGCCGUCCUUCAGCCGCCCACCUCCCUCCUGGCAUCCUUUGAGUCAGGCCCAGUGGUGAGCUGCUGCUGCCGGCUAUGUUCCCCUGUCGUAUUGCCUGCAGUUUGUCGGUUUAAACGCCAGUCGGUCCUCGCUGCAUCUGUCACCUCAGCUGGCAGUUGAGAGUUCUCCAGCCUGCAGCCCCGGCUCUCUAGCAUAUUCCCCACGUGUUCUGUCUGGUGUAUUGCCCACAUGUUGUGGGUUUACGUGGCCAGCGUGACCCAAAUUGGUAGCUCGGUGUGGUACGCUUCGUGGCGGUCGGCCUAGCGGCUCAUGGGCUGACCUUGAGUGGCUGCUCGGUUGCUGUCCUUGUGUUUCGCGGGACAAGCUCAGGCCCCUCUUGUGUCUGCAGAUUGUUGCCUCUGCUCCCCAGCUCAUCCUUUGUGUCAGGUGAAGCCCUGUAUACAUGUCCAUUUGUCUGUAGUUCAUUGGUACUUUUACUCUGGGAUUCGGUUGCACUGUCUCCUCGUGGGGUGUCUUACAGAGUCACGCCAUACAUAUAUAUGUAACGUAGUGGAGAGAUAGUCUCAAUAUGAUAGAGAAUGUACGGUUACAUUGUAACCUUGGUUCUCUGAGUGAGAGACCACCUUUCUCCUCCUUCAGGCUGCUCUCAGACGUGUUCCGAUCAAACUAUCACCGGUGUCACAUUCAGACAGCUGUUCUAUACAUAAGCUGAGGGGUGUGGCCGGGCUAGCUGGAGUGACUUGAAGAAAUAUCCACACGCCACGACUGGGGGAGGGAGGGUCAUACCCCGUACAUAUGGAAUAUGCAACGGAGUAGAAAAAGAUAGUCUCUCACUCAGAGAACCAAGGUCACAAUGUAACCGUACGAUCUCUCUGAGUCAGGAAUUCAUAAUUAAACCUCAUAAGACACAAAACAAAACAAAAAAAAUGGCAAAAAGUUUGUAGUGUUCGUUUAUGUUAUACAGGGAAAAGAGCUCUGGAUCAUGCAUGUCUCUCCUUAUCUAAUAGGCUAAUUUCUAUAUUAUAGAUUAGCAAAUGUUAUUCUGACUUUAUUUUUAAUCCCGAAGCACCAUAAAUUUCAAACAAUGACUUUAAACACCUCCACAGACUUUUUCUGCUGUGAAUUGUUCGUCUUCUAUUACAACUUGCAUCACUUUGAUUAUGGGAAAGUCUUGUGGAAAAAACUUUAAAAGGCUUGUUUGACAGUACAUUAAGAAUCACCAGAGAUAACUGGAGUUGAGAGACAGGGUGCGAUGCUACUCUAGAAAAACAUCUUAUUUUAAAGUUAAACAUUAUUUCCAAAUAGAGCUCUACAUUCACUGUGCAAAAUUUUAAUUGCUUCCUAGUGAUCUGAUCUUCUCCACUAUAUUCCAUCUUGGAUCCUUCGUUUCACAGAUAAAGUAACUCUCCAUCCUUCGACCAGGUUUGUUACGGUAAACUAGGGGACUCAACUAUAUACAGUUGUGCAGGUGUGGGGUCUCCAGGGAAUCCAAGGGAAGGAAACGGUGAAAUCACUCUCACUCCUCUUCUGCCAGCCACUCUCCACUCGCUCACAACUUGAGUAUCCACAGGGAAUGGGAACAGGUGUGGGAUG
Molecule: messenger RNA, 5010 nt
Organism: Oreochromis aureus
Lineage: Eukaryota; Metazoa; Chordata; Actinopteri; Cichliformes; Cichlidae
Product: olfactory receptor 52E8-like
Exons: 1
Coding region: 106-1071 (321 amino acids)
Biological process (GO): G protein-coupled receptor signaling pathway
Cellular component (GO): membrane
Molecular function (GO): olfactory receptor activity; G protein-coupled receptor activity
Source: RefSeq, a predicted model, not a curated record